Molecule: messenger RNA, 387 nt
Organism: Perca flavescens (yellow perch)
Lineage: Eukaryota; Metazoa; Chordata; Actinopteri; Perciformes; Percidae
Gene: atp5mj
Product: ATP synthase membrane subunit j
Exons: 4
Coding region: 109-267 (52 amino acids)
Cellular component (GO): mitochondrion
Source: RefSeq, a predicted model, not a curated record
AUACUACACAGUGGAGAGUAGAAGAAGAAGAAGAUUUCCCCACACGACUUUGACGUUUAGCAGCAGCGUCUGUCCUGACCUUCUCACUACAGCGUGACAAACUCAAAGAUGGCUGGACGUGCGUUUGCAAGUUGGUGGGGCAAGAUGAGCCCUUACUACACUAAGGCAUACCAGGAGAUGUGGGUGGGCCUUGGCAUCAUGACAUACCUGUACUACAAAGUUUCCUAUGGAGGCAAGAAGGCUGUGAAGGACAAGCCUGCCCAUUGAGUUUUCCACCAUACCAGACCCCCCCCUCCACCUGCUGUGAAAUAAUAAUCGUUAGUCCAGAAGUCCAGCUUCUUAUUUGAAUUUUUGUUAAUAUGGAAUAAAGUGGCAUUCCAAAACUUU